Molecule: messenger RNA, 648 nt
Organism: Iphiclides podalirius (scarce swallowtail)
Lineage: Eukaryota; Metazoa; Arthropoda; Insecta; Lepidoptera; Papilionidae
Source: the annotation of a GenBank genome assembly
AUGGCCGCGAAACAAAAUGACAUCAUCGGCGGGGUGAAGAUCGUGAGGAACAAGGCCGCGGAGAAGGCGAAGCACGCCCACAACCAGCAACAGCAACAGCAGCAAGAACAGGAGAUCACCUCGGCGCAGGGCAGCGUCGUAUCCGUAAUAACCCACGCUGGCAAUGCCCCCGGGACCACGGCAGUGCUCUCACCCACCACUGAGCAGCACGUCACCAACACCGGCAGCUACAGCAUCAACGGUAUCCUGGGCAUAGAGCAAGUGGAAGGCCUGCACAACGGGACCCCGACGGGGCUGAAGAGGAAACGGCAUGAAGACCAAGCCACCAACGACUCUACGGGCUCCAACGGGGGUGCCGGCGAGCCCCCGUCGGCGGCCGCGAGCCCCGACGCCGCCGCCCUAGUAGUGCUACAGCCGCCCGCCCCGCCCUACCCGCCUUACGCCCACUACGACGGCACGACGACGCUCGCAAGUGAGUAUGCAUACGCGGCGCCCUACUCGCAAUACUCGCCCUAUGGAGGACCUUACUCGCAUUCCGCUGCUACCGGCUUGCUGUCAAAGUGCUCAUUGUCCACGCGCUCGCUUUUAAUUCAACCUGAGUUCGAUCCCCGGUACCAGCACGGUAAAGAAAAACAUCGCGAGGAAACC